Messenger RNA from Limulus polyphemus (Atlantic horseshoe crab), 1974 nucleotides. RefSeq lists its product as uncharacterized. Bases 25 to 1974 code for a protein of 649 amino acids. The transcript has a single exon. Lineage: Eukaryota; Metazoa; Arthropoda; Merostomata; Xiphosura; Limulidae. The record is from RefSeq and is a predicted model, not a curated record.
UGAAGAUAUUGUGAACAAAUCAGUAUGCACCCUCGAAAUGUAACCCACAUAAUCAAAAGAAGAAUUUUCGUGCUAAUAGUUUUUAUAAUUUUUGCUACAGCCUUCUAUUUACAAUUCUCGAAUAGCAUUAUAACUCUGCUGGAAGUAAAGUAUAAAAUUCCAUUUCAGUCUCCAACAUAUGACGUUAAACAACGUUAUCUGAUUGACACACCAAACUGUCAAAUACCUAAUUGGGAUCCAUUUGAUCCAUCUAUAAGAUCACUGAUCCAUCUAGUCUCGGAAAAGGAUGCUUGUAAAAAAAAAUAUUCGUUUUUAGAAGUUAAAAGCAAUGCCCAACUGGAAGUCAACGAAGUAACACUUCAAAAUAGCUACAACUUAUCUUACACAGAAAUUAGCUGUAAUUAUCAGCCAAUUUUACGAGACCAAGGACCACCUAAUAAAAGAACGGACGAUAAGUUCAAAUUUGGAUCUAGCAAAAACCUUACUUUUGGUAUGCCACUACAAGAAGAAUUUAUCAUCGUAAGGUGCUUCAAAGAGACUCAGCUUUUCCAUGAAGAGUACAUUCCACUUACUCCACUAAUUAAACGAGUAGAAAAAAAAUGCAAAGAGAAAGAAGAAAAAUUAUCAAACAUUGAUACUUUAAAUGUGAUGAUGGUUGGAAUUGACUCAGUUUCUAAACUAAAUUUCAUUCGUCAUUUUAGAAAAACAUACUCCUAUCUUCAAACAGUUUUAAAACCUUUUGAACUGAGAGGGUACAAUAAAAUUGCUGACAACACUUUUCCUAAUCUCACCCCACUUCUUACAGGAUUCUUUGUCAACCACUACUGGAAUAAAAAUAAAAAUAAAAUGUUUUUUGAUCACUUAGAUUUUAUUUGGAAAGAGUAUUCUGCAAGAGGUUACCGUACACUUCUUGCUGAAGAUUUGCCAAAGUUUGCCUUAUACCAUUGUGGCAGACGACGUGGGUUCCUCAACGUUCCUGUAGAUUAUUAUUACAGGCCCUUUUCCCUCGCUUUAGUACAAUCUGAUGCUGUGACUAAAAACAAACAACAGUGUAAACAUUCACAGUUGGAAAUGGAUUUUUUGUUCGAUUAUAUUAAACAGUUUACUUCGACAAUGCAAGAUAAAAAGUAUUUUGCUUUUGCUUUUUCAGCCAGUCUCACUCACGAUGUGGUAAAUUAUGCUGGAUUUGCUGAUACUCCAUCCUAUGAGCUUCUUCAGUUCCUUCAUAACAAUGGUAUGCUCAACAAAACUAUAAUGAUAUUUUUCAGUGAUCAUGGUUUACGGUUUGGCAAAAUAAGAAAGACGUUUAUGGGUAGCAUUGAAGACAGAAUGCCGUUUAUUUUCAUUAUAAUUCCUGAAUGGUUUCAGAAGAAACAUCCUCUAAUUACAAAGAAUCUGCGGACUAAUGAGAGACGACUAACUACACCACUUGAUGUCCAUGCAACUCUGGUUCAUCUUUUGAAGUUCACUGGAAACAGAAGUGGAACCUUACGAGAAACUAUUUCUUCUGGAAAAGGUAUUAGUUUGUUCGAUGAAAUCCCAGUAAAUCGCUCGUGUAAUGAUGCUUUCAUUCCAUCUCACUGUUGUGUUUGUAAAAAUCAGCAGAAAAUUUCAGUACAAGACCAUGUAGUUGUUUCUGCUGCCAACAUUCUUGUCGAUACUCUAAAUGAAUGGUUGAAAGAGUAUUCGGAUAAGUGUGCAAAACUGAAAACUAAAAUUAUUUUGGAUGCUCGUGUUUCUACAAGUGAGAACAAGUAUAUUUUCCAAGGCAAAACGAAAAAUAACCUAAAUACAGAAUACAUGAUAACCGUUAUUGCUUCUCCAAGCAAAGCAGUUUUUGAAGGGACUGUAAAGUUUAAUGAGCAAACAAAGAACUUGACUGUGACAGGUGACGUUAGUCGACUUAAUAUGUAUGGAAAUCAAUCUAUGUGUAUAUCAGAUGCACAGUUGAAGAAGUUUUGUUUUUGUAAGUGA